Cladophialophora immunda is the source of this 3119-nucleotide messenger RNA. RefSeq lists its product as uncharacterized. The coding region runs from base 733 to 1149 and encodes 138 amino acids. The record is from RefSeq and is a predicted model, not a curated record. The transcript has a single exon. Lineage: Eukaryota; Fungi; Ascomycota; Eurotiomycetes; Chaetothyriales; Herpotrichiellaceae.
UCGCGCCACAACGUCUGUGGAUAAUACCAUGAGGGUUGAAUCUUAGAUGCAGCGUGUAUUCUGCGUCAGAAUGUGCCACCUUGACUAGCUGAUGAGUUCGACUAGCCCAACCAACUACAUCGCCUCGAUACCUCCUCCUUAGUUAGGGUUUCCGUCCGUCUGGAAUGCGAGCAGUCCCUGGACGACAAGGGAUGAGACACACAGAUAUUGUCAAGAGUAUGAAUACAUCUGGUCCAAAGCAAUGACAUUCCCGGUUCUGACGGCCCAAAAUCAAGCGGGGGCGUUGCACAGGAAUCUCUGCCGGCUGGGAUCUCAUUUCCAUCAACUCCCUCAGUUUAUCCUUCUUUCCACGACAAGGCUAUAGCGCUGGACUCCUUUGCCAGCCGUGCCAAAGCGUAGCAGGCGCGCAACACAAUGGCCAGCAAACGAAUUAGACCUUCCCCCUCUGACGAUACACUCUCUGCGCAUCUCUCGGUGGAAGACUGCGUCAACGACUCUACAAGCACCUCCAUCCCACACGCCUAGCGGCCACACCACGUGCGCUUCGUCCUACGGUAUCAUCUAACCACCCAUCUGCCGCAUGCGAGCACCGCCGUGGCGUACAGGGUGACUUUUGCUACAGACGAAGAGGGGCCACAGCAAUGGCGACAUGGCAGCGGGGGCUCUCGGAAGGCGGUUGGGAGGAGCUGCUCCAGCGUCCCGGAAGUAUAAGAAUCCGUUCUCGCUACCGAUAUGACUGAACCAUGGCAUUGCAACGAUGGCAUGGCUUUUCCAAUUCGCAGACACAGAUCCCUCGCGUCGAAGGGUUUCUCCACUGCGACACAGCGUCGGGGCUUCAGUUUGCGAAGCAUUGUCGAUGCAGGCUCGGGAAUUGUUGAUGCUAGACCACCAGGAGCGUAUCGGUUGACAAUUGCCCUCCAAAAGCAGAGAUCGAGAUGCUGGGCACUCCGAAGAAUUGCGAUUUUGACUAUCUCUCUACAUUGCUUUGCGCAGUGGCCACUGCGGAGACGCGCUCAUCACCAAGAAAAGAAUCCAUCCCAACAAACCCCAAGACACUUUGGCCUCGUCAAGUGCAAAGGCCGCUUCGUCAGGCAGACUAAACAACAUCUCAUUGAGGACCCUGCGGUACAGUCCACCUCAAUUACCUGAGAUCCAGGGAGGGAAGCAAUUGCUUCAAGGCGAUUCAACUCUGGCUGCGACAGGAUCUGCGGGCUCUUUCCCCUCUUCCCGUAGUGCAAAUCCUGGUUCUACAGCGUCAUGUCGAUCCAUAACCAAUUCGACUUUCGUGGGCCGGAUGCCGCAAGCGAGUUUGCCAAAUCGGACUCUAAGCCCAAGUUGACCCCGGAGGGGGAAAGCGAGGUUGUUACAAACAGCAAAGGCCCGAGCAUUGGGCAGAUAAACCUGUUGCAACGAAUGCUGAGUCCACCAAUCAAUCUGCAGAGCGAUUGCUCGCUCUCCAGCAAGCAGUCAGGGUCAUAUACUGGCAUAUGGCCCUUAACCCAUAUCUGGAUGUCUCAAGAGCAAUCUGAAGUGUUUGUCAGGACAUUCCGUCGCGCUCCGUUGGUUCCAUUUGGCGCAGUUCCUCUGCGCCAUCGUUUUCGCCCUGUUUGCUGUGAGUAGUGCUUUCCAAUACAUCCGUCGGUCCCUGUGGCAUCAAUGGAGGACAACCUGAGUCCAAGAGAAGCACCGCAUCUGUCAAUCUCCUGGAUCUGUGCAUCGCCUGCCAGAUAGCGACGCUCAGGUGGUUCAGACCCGCUUCCGACCCCGCUUGAAGGCUUUGAUAGUCGCAAAGGUCUACUGCCGGGUUGAGCAUGGAACGCUGAGUCGAUUUUCGAAGCUUUAAAUCCGUUGAGUGGUUGCAGUUGCUCAUGGCUCGGAGCCACCGUCCUCGAUCACCUCGAGCGGACUUGGAUCAUGGACCCCACCAUCGAGUAUUUCCUCUCACACCCUCAGUUUCGUAUGCAGACUCUUCCUCUUCAAAUUUCAAUCUUUCCACAACCUGACGGGCUCGGAAACUUUUCACAAACUUCCAAGCCUCUGUGUCGGCCAGGUUCCACGCCUCUGCCACGUUACGGAUUUUGAGCACAGCCUCAUCCUUACUGUUGAUGGUUCCCCUUGCCUUCUGUAAGAGGCUGACCUCAAUUGCGGCCUGCUCUUCCGUUGGCGGACUAGGAUCAGAGGCCUUCUUACGAUCGGCGGGGAGACCAGCAGGUGUCUUGGCCCAACGCUCAGGUCCGGGCACUGGAGGCAGAGACUCACCAUGAGACACUGUCGUUCUCGGGAUGGGAAAGCCAAAGUGCCAGUCGAGAUGCGUGAGCCAAUCUUCUGGAAAUGCUGCGACCUCCUCCUGUGCUGGACGGGCGUCAUUAGUAGGCGAUUUUGGUGGAGGGGGCGGCGGAUUGAACGACGCAGGAAAAUGCUCGGUGGUAAACCACAAGGAACGACUACUGCCAUAUUCUGAUGCCACCGCAUCCUUUAAGGCCACCACACGGCUCGGGCCUCCACGACCGUCUCCCAAUAUAUCCCGCGUGACUGCAGUUAUCCAAGGAUCUCGCUCAGUGUAUCGCCUUAUGUGAGCAACGGAUACGGCAUCAGACUGGUUUGUCAGCGUGAUCAUCGUAUAAGGGUGAGGCACAACAGCAAUUGUAAACAAGGAAGAUGUAUUCCUGAACGAAGGAGCGGUCGUGAUCCUCAAUUUCGAGCCGGUGCACGGAGAGCAUUUCGGUCGAUUCGGUGGACAAGAUGAUUGCAAGAGAGAGCUGGGACAUUCCGCAAGGAGACGGGCUAGGUCCUUGGACGGCUGAACAAGAGUGAAGGUGUGGGCUGCAAGAGGCUGCAGGACCGCAAUGCCAGCACUGAAAGUGUUUUGCCACAUGACAUGAAGAUGAGCGAUCAUGAGUUUGUUGAGCGAACGUCGACCCUUGUUCACAUCUUUGGCGAUCAAUUCUGCCAGAAUAGGGUAUUUGGAAGCGAUUGUCUGAGGAUCAUAAUGGGCGAUGGAUGUUGGCUGUUCGAUCGCAAAGCGCUCCGGGUCGAUGGCAUCUGUGACGGUCUUGAAAGAGCUCAACUUCAUGUUGUCGAGUGCGGAUCUGAUGGCAUCAUCUAUUUGGGUCUUUUCC